This is a messenger RNA of Brachypodium distachyon (stiff brome), 667 nucleotides long. RefSeq names its product transcription factor MYB73-like. The record is from RefSeq and is a predicted model, not a curated record. Gene Ontology annotation, molecular function: RNA polymerase II cis-regulatory region sequence-specific DNA binding; DNA-binding transcription factor activity, RNA polymerase II-specific. The transcript has 2 exons. Gene Ontology annotation, cellular component: nucleus. Gene Ontology annotation, biological process: regulation of DNA-templated transcription. Lineage: Eukaryota; Viridiplantae; Streptophyta; Magnoliopsida; Poales; Poaceae. The coding region runs from base 137 to 625 and encodes 162 amino acids.
UCACAUCUAGUUCUUUGAUCCCCACAACCUCGUUCCCCGGCCGUCGAGCUCCUCCGAUCCCUGCAAGUUUCUUCCUUCGCUUCCUCCUUUCACCGUCCGGCGAUCUCUUUGCAGGACAGAUCGAGGAAGAGAGAUCAUGCUGAUCGUGCGGCUGAGGCUGCGGCGCGGGUGGACGGCGGAGGAGGACGCGCGGCUGGAGAAGCUGGCCACGGAGAACCGGUUCCGGCACUGGCACCGGGUGGCGCGUCAGAUGCCCGGCCGCUCCCACAAGCUCUGCCGCGACAGGUGGCGCGACCACCUCGCCCGCGACCUCUACAGCCGCGCCUUCACCGCCGCCGACGACGCCGAGCUCGCCCGCCAGCACCGCCGCCACGGAGGCCGCUGGAAGGACAUCAGCCGCCAUGUCCACGCGCGAACGACGCGCGUCCUCAAGCGCCGCUGGAAGGAGCUGCUCCGCAAGAAGAACGGCGCCGAGAAGAUGGAGGCCUCUACUUCCCCGACUUUGCAGCACCCGCUCGCCGACGUUCUUGCUGCGGGUUUGAGUUCCUGCAGCCUGGGCGGCGGCCCGGCCGGGGAUCCCAGGCUCGGUAGCCUCGCGUUGGGGUUCGCGUGCAUGGCCGUCUGAUCACCGAUCAGGAGAUUACAAUUCAGCAAGAUGUUUUUUGCG